GAUGUUGUUCGUCGCCGAGUGCUAGCAAUACCCUUGCAGGAAGAUCCCGAGUUACUGUCACCUUGAGCAGGCUCAUUUUCAACAUUGAUACGACUUAGUGUCAACCCCGCAGUUACGUUGCAUCGUACCAAAGUACUCGCUACCAUGCAUCUACGGAUCUCAAGCCGCUUUCCUCGCCUCUUAAUACUUCGAACACCACCUUGAUCUCUUCUGCAGCAAGCAAAUUUGUUGCUCGUACUUCAGCAUGCUCAACACACGGUCUACGACAGUUGCUGUCUUUCUACUUGUUGUCCAUACCUGCACAACUUCUGCCAAUGAACAUGCCAAGCAUGAAGCCGACUUCGAUCCUCUCAAAUAUGUCAAUCAAUUGAUCGGUUCUACCAAUGACGGAAACGUAUUCGCGGGUGCCACAUUGCCCUAUGGAAUGGCUAAGGCUGUCGCCGACGUUAACGGGCAAAACACAGGAGGAUUCGCGUUCGACGGUAGCAAUGUCACUGGUUUCUCGAGCCUGCACGACUCCGGCACUGGGGGCAAUCCAUCACUGGGCAACUUUCCUCUAUUUCCACAACACUGCCCAGAAAAUGAAUUGAACAACUGCAAUUACCUAAUCACUGCCCGCGCUACUCCCUAUCUCAACGAAUCAAUUGAGGCCAGCCCAGGCUAUUUCGCAUUGACAUUGGAGAACGGUAUCCACGCAGAAAUGACAGCGGCGCAACACUCUGCGUUGUACCACUUUGUCUUUCCCGCAGAGGAAUCGAGAAAUGGAUCAGCGCUAAAUCCUCUCAUCAUGCUCGACCUGACGGACCUGUGGGCGAGUCGACAGAACGCAUCGAUCAGUAUAGAUGAAACGACCGGAAGAAUGAAAGGGAAUGGCACUUUCCUUCCCAGUUUUGGCGCUGGGUAUUAUGUUGCACAUUUCUGCGUUGACUUCGCUGGAGCAUCGAUCCUCGACUCGGGAGUGUGGGUCAAUAAUCGAGCCGACACUGAGCCCAAGGAGUUGUUCGUCACGAGAGGCUUCAAUCUGUUUUACCUCCAAGCUGGUGGAUUCGUGAGAUUCAAAGGACCAAUUGAGGGUAACUUGACCGCAAGGGUUGGAGUGAGCUUCAUUAGCGCAGAUCAAGCAUGUCAAAAUGCGGAGAAAGAAAUACCUGGCCCAGACUACGAUUUUGAAGGUAUGAAGAGCAAGGCUGAGGAUGCAUGGAGAGAAAAGCUCUCGCCUAUCGCGAUUGAAGCCGGAGGUGUGAAUGAGACGAUGCAAACAAAUUUCUACAGCGGAAUGUACAGGACGAUGAUCUCGCCGCAGGACUAUACCGGGGAAAAUCCAAAUUGGGAAACAUCAGAACCGUACUUUGACUCCUUUUACUGUAUUUGGGAUGCUUUUAGGGUACAACACCCCUUUUUAACUAUUGUUGACCCCGUCGCGCAAUCAAAAAUGGUCCGCAGUCUCCUCUCAACGUACCAGCAUGAAGGUUGGCUCCCGGAUUGCCGCAUGAGCUUAUGCAAAGGCUGGACGCAAGGCGGGUCAAACGCCGACGUCGUCAUCGCGGAUGCCUACAUCAAGAAUCUCACUGGCAUCGACUGGAAUCUCGCCUACGACGCAGUUGUCAACGACGCCGAGAACGAGCCCCUCGAGUGGUCCUACGAAGGCCGCGGCGGGUUGAAGAGCUGGAAGCGCUACAAUUACAUCCCCUAUCUCGAUUUCGACUACCUUGGGUUUGGGACGAACUCAAGAAGUAUUUCUAGGACUCUCGAAUAUUCGUAUAACGACUACUGCAUCUCCACGCUAGGUAAGGGCCUCGGGAAAGAUGAAUACGCCAAAUACCUCUCCCGAGCAGAGAACUGGCAAAACCUUUUCAAAGCCGACCAGAAAUCUCUCAUCAACGGCACAGACACUGGUUUCACAGGCUUCUUCCAACCAAAAUAUCAGAACGGCACCUGGGGCUACCAAGACCCAAUCGCCUGCAGCCCCCUCACAGACUUCUGCUCCCUAACCUCCAACCCCUCCGAGACCUUCGAGUCCUCCGUAUGGGAAUACCUAUUCUACGUCCCCCACGACAUGCCCACUCUAAUCACCCUCCUCGGCGGCCCCGCCUCCUUCAUCGCCCGCCUCGACUACUUCCACACCUCCGGCCUCGCCGACAUCGGCAACGAGCCCGUCUUCCUCACAAUCUUCCAGUACCACUACGCCGGCCGCCCGGGCCUCUCGGCGCAGCGCGCGCACUCCUACGUCCCCGCGCGCUUCUCGCCCACGCCCGGCGGCCUGCCCGGCAACGACGACUCGGGCGCCAUGGGCGCCUUCACCGUCUUCGUCAUGCUCGGGCUGUUCCCGAACCCGGGGCAGGACGUGUAUUUCAUCAUCCCGCCGUUCUUCGAGAGCGUGAGCGUGACGAGUCCGCAGACGAAUAAGACCGCUACUAUUAGGAAUGUUAACUUUGAUAGGGGGAGUUAUGAGAAUAUUUAUGUGCAGAGCGCGACGCUGAAUGGGGAGGUGUGGACGAAGAGCUGGGUGACGCAUGGUUUUUUUACGGAGGGGUGGACGCUGGAGUUGGUGCUGGGGCCGGAGGAGAGUGACUGGGGGACGAGGGCGGAGGAUUUGCCGCCGAGUGUUGGAAAAGGAGGAAUAGGGUAUUUGUGAGAUGGGCGUUGUCUUUUUUCGAAGUGCUGAUUAGACGGAGAGCGUGGCGGAUGUAGUGUGGUAGGAACGUGAACGCUUCUGGGGAGAUAUGGAGCAAGAGAAUAUAGACACAGCGAGCAUAUUGCAUAAUGGUCCAGGGAGAAACUUGUUUCAACAUGAUUAUUGGAAG
Molecule: messenger RNA, 2804 nt
Organism: Mytilinidion resinicola
Lineage: Eukaryota; Fungi; Ascomycota; Dothideomycetes; Mytilinidiales; Mytilinidiaceae
Product: putative alpha-1,2-mannosidase
Exons: 5
Coding region: 245-2635 (796 amino acids)
Biological process (GO): glycoprotein catabolic process; protein deglycosylation; protein quality control for misfolded or incompletely synthesized proteins
Cellular component (GO): nucleus; cytosol
Molecular function (GO): carbohydrate binding; peptide-N4-(N-acetyl-beta-glucosaminyl)asparagine amidase activity
Source: RefSeq, a predicted model, not a curated record